Athalia rosae (coleseed sawfly) is the source of this 7006-nucleotide messenger RNA. It is a transcript of the gene INPP5E, whose product is annotated as inositol polyphosphate 5-phosphatase E. The record is from RefSeq and is a predicted model, not a curated record. The transcript is spliced from 6 exons. Gene Ontology annotation, biological process: phosphatidylinositol dephosphorylation. Lineage: Eukaryota; Metazoa; Arthropoda; Insecta; Hymenoptera; Athaliidae. Gene Ontology annotation, molecular function: phosphatase activity. The coding region runs from base 761 to 3265 and encodes 834 amino acids.
GAAUUCUGCAAUAGAAACAAAUCUUAUUGUUUCGCUAGCCUCUGUAAAAACACAACUAGAACUACACGGCUUUAAAUUUAUCAACAAGCUGUUGAGGUUAAUGAAAAUCAAAUUUUGUUUGAUUGGUAUACACAUAUUGAAUCAGGAAAGACGGAGAAAAUAUAAAUAAGAUUACUUCUUCUCUAAGUACUCAAAAUUUACUAAUUGUCACAAUGAUACAUCAGAAUAGUUCGACAGAACUAUAAUGAGAUACCUAAUAAUAUGCCACCGUCAUAGCUAAAAAAAACAUUGUCCAUCAUUGCAUUAAUUUAGAAUGCGAUUUAUGUAUUGAUAUCAUUGAUAAGAUAGCCAAGUAACUAAAAUUACUCUCACAAUAAAGCGUGUUGGAAAAAUUAAAAUGGACUAACAAAAGUUUGACGUUGAAUAUCAGGGAAAGAAAUACAAAAUAGGAGAGUGCUAUUGUAUAAUGGUUGAAAGGUAGGGGUGACUCCCUAAAUAGGUCAGUUACUGUGUGGUAGAAUGAACUCCUAGAGUAAAGGCCACUACAUACAUAAGCUGUUAGAGCAGCUCCCACUCCCUUUUAUGUACCGUUAUUCAGAUGGUAGUGUCAGUAUUGUAUGGAUGCCUGCAUGCCUGUGUGUAUUACUAGUCUAUUCACUGCUGAGCAUUCUCUACACAGUCAGUUGUAAAUUUGUCUUCAAGAGUGAAUAUCCAUUGUAGAGAAGUGGUUUAACAUAAUUAAAAUUAAGUAUUGCGACGUAUGUCUAACGGCCAAAGCAUGUCUGAAUUAAAGAAAGUAACUCAAAAAAAGUCUGUUUUGAGUAGAGUCACUGGGUUAUUCCGUAAAAAAAAGGUGAAAGAAUGUAAUCAGUUGAAUACUGAAGGCCAAACAAAUAACCAUGCCUUUACCAAGGGGCAGCCUAACCAGGGACCAUCAGAGAGUUCUAAGCAAAAACUUGUCAAAAAGGUAAUCGACUCCGGUACAACAAGUAGCUCUGAAAUGUCAACUGCGAGCAGUAUUGAUCCAUCCAAUGCAGUGACGAAAACAAGCGUUAGAGGAGAUGAGCCAGUCUCUUGUACUAAGAGUCCAGAGCAAACAAAUAUCGUGGUUGAUGUUGAACUUAAUGAUCAUAGAAAUGGGAAAGUUACUGAUAAGAACACAAAUUCCGAAUUAUUAAAGUCGCAACAUGCCAGUGAUAAAAAUUACUUCGACAAAACCAAGGUUGUUGAAUCGUUUGAUCAAAAUUUUUCCAUCUCAAAAUCGGAGAAUCACAAUGCUACUAAACAUAUUUUGAUAGAUCGAUUUGAUCACAGUGUAAAAAUUAACUUGGAAACUGAAGAGGCAAAAUCUGAAAACAUUGAAGUAUCUAUCAAAGAUGUCGGUGAUGAAAUAUCAUCUUUGGAGCUUCUGAAGAAGAGAUGGUUCGAUAACCCAGAUAUGAGUGAUGUGAGAUGUGAAUUAAGAUCGAAAAAAAAAGAGGUCUUAGAACAUACAACACAAGGUCACUGUGACUUCAUGCAUGUAAAAAGGGAAAUUCUCAAUAUGAAAGAAACGCAGCUUACACAAAAAGAACAAGUUGAAAUUAAUCUUCAUGAAGAAGAAUUUCAUAGAGCCGAAAGUGAAAUAUCAACCAUAGUUGAAAACAAUGAAGUCGACCCGAAAGCAGACUAUUUUACAGCAGGAAAAUUUGCAUCUUACUUCCUGUUAGAGAUAGAAAAGCAAUAUAAUGAUCCUGAAGCAGUGUACAGUAUGGUUCGUUAUCAUGAAACCGAAGAUUCAGACGAUUCUGACUGGGAAGGUGAAAAUUCAUCAUCUGAAUCCACAUCUUCUAAUAUACCACCCCACAUGAGGCACCGAUUGUUGCAUCGACGAUCAGCUGAUAAUUUGAUAGUGAACUCACCCACUAAUUCUAUGAGGCACUCCAGCCCAGACUCAGUUAAAAGUGCGCCAAUACAGCUCAAACCAAGAUCAACAUCACACGAUGCUUUAUCGAAGAGGAAAGACAAACAAGCAGGUCAAACGGAUGGAGUGUCUACGGAUAGUCUUGCGAAGCAGACGUUACUAGCCGCACACGUUCUGAAUUUAAUACCAGCAUCGAAAGCUCGAGACAGAAACUUUUUACAUGGACGGAUCGCUGCAAACUCUUUACUGGGCCCAGUAGAAUUGGAAAAAGUACUUCCAAACAGAGAGAUAAGAAUAUUUAUUGGCACAUGGAAUAUGAACGGUCAAUCUCCGCCAAAGGAACUUAAUGAUUUCAUGCUUCCGUCUGGUAUGGAAACAGUACCUGAUAUGUUAGCCAUUGGAACGCAGGAGUCUUAUUCAGAAAAAGGUGAUUGGGAAGCUGCCUUACAGGAAACACUAGGUCCUUCACAUGUUUUGCUUACGAGUACAAGUCUUGGAACAUUACAUUUGGCAUUGUUUAUGAGGAGAGAUCUUAUUUGGUUCUGCUCUGUGCCUGAGGAUUCGAAUUUUUCAACUAGGCCGGGUACCGCAUUCAGAACUAAGGGAGCUGUGGCCUUAGCCAUUAUGCUAUUUGGAACUAGCUUCUUAUUCGUAACAGCUCAUCUAACUGCCCAUCAAGAUAAAGUCAAGGAAAGAGUUAAUGAUAUCAAAAGAAUUGUGAAGAAUUUGGAUUUACCCAAAGAACUUCCAACAAAAAAUAAGGAUCGAGAUGUUACUCAAAAUUUUGAUUGCGUUUUUUGGUGCGGGGAUCUGAAUUUCCGUCUAGCUCAACCACGUGAAGAAAUCAUUCAAUGGAUUGCAAAUACGACAUUCCCACAAGAAUCACCGAUUAAUCUACAAAAAGAUCAGUUACGCACAAUCUUGAAUGAAGGAGCCGUUCUGCGAGGCUUUGAAGAAGGUGCAAUAAUGUUUCCGCCCACCUACAAAUAUGACCCAGGAACACAAAACUUUGAUUCUAGCAACAAGCAGCGUACCCCAGCCUACACAGAUAGAAUUCUAUUCAAAGGUAAAAGUCAUACACAAGGUUAUGUAAAAACGGUCAGCUCCGAGAAUACAAGUUCGCACAAGGAUGGCAACUUGGAAUGUUUGAUAUAUGAUUCUGUACCCAGUAUAUGCACAUCCGAUCAUAAGCCAGUUUGGGGAGUAUUCAAAACUACCAUUCGCCCUGGAAUCGAUACCAUGCCGUUAGCAGCUGGAUUAUUCAAUCGAGAGAUUUAUUUGGAAGGCAUAAAGAGGCGAGCUGCAGCUAUGGAUGAUUCUAGCGGAACAUCACGGAAGAAUUCAAGAAAGGCAGCCCAGUAGACGUUAGGUAGAUGCAAUAAGCGAAGCAACAGCCGCUGCAUUAUGACGAACGUACUUGUUUCACAUGUAAUUCCACUUGGCAUGUAGUUCUCCAUUUCUCGGAACUGUGAAGUACAUAUUACAGAAAAUUAUAUAAUUUAAGAUGACUUAAUUUUUUUAAUAAAUUUGCACAUAACAUUUAGAAAUAAAAAGUACCUAAUACCACUAAAUAAAAAUUACCGGCACAGCUGCACUGGUAUAUGAAAAUAAAAGAUGUGAAGUAACGUUCUUUGCAUUGGAUAUUCCAUAGAUAAGUAGCAUACGUUUUUCUUCUUGGAAAAAAAAAGAUAAAUCAGCUAUGAGAAAACGCUAUCAUUUUGAAGUAUUCAUCACUUCCAACGCACUAAUUUCCUUUUUCGUCCUGUAUUAUAGGCGCAAUAUAAAAUUUUUAUUUAAUAUACAAGUUGCGUUUUGAUAAUUUUUACUUUCAAGGAUAUGUUUAUCUGGUUUCGAAGCUCCAUUUUGCAAAGGCCCUCAAAAAACUUGUUAAAUUUCAUAAUAUUUUCGGAAAGCUUAAUAGGUAUAGAAAUUGAAAGAGUUUAGAGUAGUGUACUAUAUAAUUUUCAAUUCGCUUUCCAAACUGGAACAAAAGUGCAGAGCAGAUUUGAGACAUCAUCUUGUUGUUGUGGUUUUUUUUUUUUUUUUUUUUUUUCAAUUCUCCAGAUGUACGGAUUGAGGUACUUAUUUUUAAAGCCACACGAAGCUCUAUUUUUGUUUCAAGAAAUUUAUAGAAUAUCCUCUGUGUGAAGUUAUUUCUGAUUUCAUUUAUACAGUACCGCUCAAAAGUUUGGAUACGCUUGUCAAAGUUUCUUGCCCCACCAAAAGUCAGCUAGUUAAGUCGAAAAAAAAAAGAUAAUCGGAUUCUUCAAACGGCACUUUGAAGAGGGCGAAUUCAGCAUCGAUUAGCUUAUUUUUGAAAGGUUUGAACAUUUUUUUUUGACCCAGUACGAAUUUUCCAAUGCGGCCAGUUUGGGCAAUUUUUUGCGCUUUGUGAAUCAUUGUAAUCUAUGGAAAAAUUUUUCGUCGGUGUAUUUUAUGGAAAACUAAAAGAGGACGUCAAGAGCUUUAUUUUCAUUUGUCUACAAAGUUUCCAACGAUUUUUUUGGCGCCAUUAUUGCAUUUUUUUCGACAAGGACAAGUUUUAAAAAAUGCGGGAGGUGUCAAGGAGGUGAAAAAUUGCGUGGGUUCACACUGGAAUGGCUGAAAUUUUGUUCGAAAUUUCUUUUUACGAAUCCUGGUUGGGACUCCGAGUGGAGGGGCUCCAUUUGAAAAUUGUGGGGUUUAGAACCAUACAUCAAGAGAGAAAAUUUGUUUCUCAUUUUAUUUUCAACCGACUUGAAUUUGUUUUAGAAGUAUUGCUACAAUUAUUGCAAAAAAUUUUUCAAACGCUUUUGAAACAUCAUUUUCACAAUUUAUCGAAUAGAAUUCGGAAAAUCAUCGUCAGUUGAAUUGUCGAGUCCCGACCGGUGCAAAGGCAAUUUUCUUUCCAUGAAAAACUGCUACAGAUGAAGUAAAAGACUCGAAUGACUAUUUUUUUCUGUUGAUUGAGUUUUUUUUUGUCUUAGAUUUGACAGCUCUUGAAAUUCAACCAAGCUUCAAAAAUUUCCGAAGCUGGCCGCAUUGGAAAAUUCGUACCGGGUCAAAAAAAAAUAUUAAAAUUUUUUUAAAAUGAGCAAAGUGAAGGUAAAUUUGUCCUCUUCAAAACGCCUUUUGAAGAGUCCGAUUAUCUUUCUUUAUCGACUUGACUAUCUGACUUAGUGCGGCAAGAAAUUUCGACAAGUGUAUCCAAACUUUUGAGCGGUAGUAAAUUUAAGUAAUUAGUUUAAAACAUAUUAUAUAAUUGAUGUGUGACAAGGUCUCACAUAUUGUUUUAUGUAUAGUAUACAUACAUAAAUAUAGGCAUCUGUUUGAGAACAAACUGCUUACAAUUAGACUCUAGUCAAGACACCAUAGAAGCAAUAGCUUCUAAUAUUCUUCCGAUAAUUGAAUUGGAAAAAAUACAUGUUGACCGCAUGGUCCUACCAAAAGCCAUCAUUGAUCACUUGAAGCUUGUCUCAAUCAACCUAAUAAAGGAUUGCUUACAAUUUUAUCACAAAAAUUAUUUAUGUAAAUGGCACAUUUUAUUUAUUAGAUAGUAAAUUCAAUCAGUAAAUAGGUAAUAUAUGCUACAUUAAUAGCUUGUUUAUCUAAACAUUAGAAAAUACUUUUGAAAAUAUUGAUUUGGUAUUGACUAUGAGAAUUACAAAUAUUGUCUUCAUUUUCGUAGUAAAAUUAAUGUAUUAAUUCUUACAUAAUUACUUUUGAUGGGAUUAAUGUUGGUUCAUAAUUUUAUGCCAAUUGAUAAUACUUGGGCUGGUGGCAGGAAAAGUAAUCAUUGGAUCAACUUAUUCGUAAUGUACAAACUGGUCCUUCCAGGGCAAUCAUACAGAAUCAAUUGUAGUAUGAAAUAUAUCAUCUUUUUUGGUUGUACGUGUGUUUACUCAUAUGUUCAGAAAAUCCAAUGAAUACUUUUUCGGUAUGAAUCAUUUGACCUCUGAAAUUUGAGGAUUUCCUCCCAAUUAAUACAAACUAUGUUUCACAUUUGAUUAAAUUCAUACAACUUAUGACUCACUUUUUUCUAUUUCGUAUCGAAGCCUUUAUUUCAAUUAGUACCCUUGAAACCAUUGAGAAUGAAUUGCAAAUGAUUUAUCUUAAUAUUCACAGGAAUUAAAUGUCCUAAAAAAACGUUGCCAAAGUUUGAUAAUCAGAUAGCCAUUUAGCAGCACGCCUUACACGUGCCUUACAUACAAAUCGUCAUGCGUAUGACGGUAUUUCUCUGGCAAGUUCUUUUCUUGCAGUUUCUCUAUUUUCAAAUUAUACUCAACAAUUCCAAAACUAUGUUUUUUAAUAACACUGACCAUGAUUAUGAAAAUUACUGCUAUAAAUUUUCAUCUCAAUUCUUAUUACUAACAAGAAGAAAAUAUAUAAUGAAUCAACUUUCAAACUGAUUUCUCAGAAACGAGGGGCUGAUGCAUAAAAUGUCAAUAACAAAAAACUAAUAAAAUGUCAAAUGUCAGUCUCGUAUUUAGGGUAAAUCCCUACGAACACUCGAGGCAUAUCUAAAUUCGCGUGUAACAGAUCUGACAAUCCCGUUGCGUGUAGAGAGAAAUACCAGAACAUGAUUGCUGCAUAUUUUUUUUUUACACCUUGGGUUGAAAUUCAAAACCAUGUUCUGUAAAUGAUAGUACAAUGUAAUAAAUUUUGAAAAUUUAUGCAUUAAUUAUAUUUGGCAAAGCAUAAUUGCAUCAAUGUUAUGCUAUAUUGCUAAAAUAGCUGUACUAAAAUGGAUUUUUCAUUUCAAUUACAAAUAACAAAUACAGUCUGAGAUGCCAAAUAGUCAAUUGCAACUCAAAUAUAGAUGAAUGAAUAUAAGAAGACUGUUGCAGGUGUUCAGAUCUGUUAGCAAUCGUGUACCUCUUCACAAUGGCUGAGCCAUGGAAAUGAUAGGGCAUUUACCUGGUUUCAAUGUCAAAUGUAGAUCAGAAUCAAAAAACCACUGCUAAAUGAAUUACCGCUGAGUCGAAACUAUAAGCUUGCAAUUGUCCUGAAAUCAAUGACUCGUAACUUUUGCUAUAAUAUAAAAAUUAAAAAAUCAUUGUAUGAAAAUAUUAUGUUUGUAUGCAAAAUUGUAAUUGCUGUAAUAAAAAGUAUGAAUUGACACUA